AUCUAUUGCGUUAUUGUCUACUGGAGUAUUUUUGGUUUCUACAGGAUUAGUGAACGAACCAACAUGUCUCAGAGUCUGGACCUCUGUGUACUCGUAUGCGUCAUUCUCGCACCGGCGAUGUCCAAUAGUUAUCAAGGGUUCAGCAUCCAUGGAAACAAACCCCAGGGAGUACCUGAAGGCACCUUCUUUCCCCCAGGCAUUGAAGGAUAUCCUGAUGUAUUUCCUGGCGAGGGGAAGAAAGUAUACACCGACCCCAUCAUCUUUGGCUACCACUCACGAUACCGAAGGUCCCUUGAUGGCUACGUUAACGGAUUCACUGGAUACAAUACCUGGGGAGACAAAUAUGGAUACCAACCUCCAUUUCAUGACCACAUAUUUGACAGCUACCAGUACUGGUUACAGCAGUAGAGAGGUAAACACAAACAUACUUACGCCUGACAGUCCAAACAUUCUCUAUGUCUACAUAUUGCCGUAUUUCUUCUACUAGAUGCACAUCGCAAACAUAUUCAGCUCAGAAUAAAACAACAUAAUGUAGAGGGUAGAGG
This is a messenger RNA of Gigantopelta aegis, 545 nucleotides long. RefSeq lists its product as uncharacterized. The coding region runs from base 64 to 408 and encodes 114 amino acids. Lineage: Eukaryota; Metazoa; Mollusca; Gastropoda; Neomphalida; Peltospiridae. The transcript has 4 exons. The record is from RefSeq and is a predicted model, not a curated record.